AAACAUAAUUAUCGAUCGCCAUGUCUCUAAUGUCGGACGCUGGUACUUUUCUUCCCCAAUUCUCUCCUUCAUGGAUCCUCGCGGCCUUCGUCCUCCUCUCCGCAUUUUUUUACCUCCGGCAGCCAACUAAGAGCAGCAUCCGGAUCCCCUCUCCGCCGAGGCUUCCUAUCAUUGGAAACCUCCACCAGCUCGGCCACCUCGCCCAUAGCUCCAUGAGGACGCUCGCUGCCGAACACGGCCCCGUCAUGCUCCUUUACUUCGGCCCCAUCCCCAAUGUCGUAGUAUCCUCCGCCGCCGCCGCUCAGGAGGUGUUUAAGGCCAACGAUCAAGCCUUCUGCGGCCGCCCGGACACCACCUUGGCCGACCGCAUCUUCUACGGCGCGCGCGAUGUCGCCCUGUCCAAGUAUGGUGAGUACUGGCGUCGGGUGCGCCGCAUCUGCGUCACCCACUUGCUCAGCGCCAAGCGCGUCCACUCCUUCCGCUCAAUCAGAGAGAAGGAGGCGGCUCGCCUGGUCGCUACCAUCCGCUCCGCCUCCAGCCGCCCGGUGAACGUCACCGAGCUGAUCGCCGCCUUCACUUGCGACGUGCUUUGCCGGGUGUUGUUCGGAAAGCAGGGGGAGGGCGGCGGAAGAAAAGAACUCUCUCUGCACAACGACGUGGUCGAGGCGGUGGGGGGCGCCUUUCCGAUGCGUGAUUUCUCGCCGUGGCUCGCGUGGGUCGACUGGUUAAGUGGAUGGGACGCCAGGGUAGGGAAAGCGUCGAGGGACUUCGACGCCUUCGUAGAGAAGAUACUCAAGGAGCACGAGAGCAAUAGGAUCAUCGGCGGAGAUGAUCACGAUGAUCGGAGAACUGACAUGGUGGGUGUAUUGCUCUCUCUGAGCGCCGACGGCAGCGAUGCCGCUGACGGCACUUCACUCAGCCGGGAAAGUAUAAAGGCCGUCCUUUUGGAUAUGUUCGCCGCUGGGAUGGAAACAACCAACACGACGAUCGAUUGGGCGAUGUCGGAAAUCAUCAGGCACCCAAAAAUCAUGGCCAAGGCUCAAAAAGAGAUCAGAGAAAUAGUCGGAGCAAAAGAGGAGGUUGAAGAGGAGAUGGUGCAGGGAAUGCCGUACUUGAGGGCAGUGAUCAAGGAGACGCUCAGGUUGCAUCCUCCUGCUCCCAUCCUUUUCCCAAGAGAGUCCAUUGAGGACGCCCAAGUGUUGGGAUAUCACAUCCCCAAAGGCACAAGGAUGAUCGUCAACGCUUGGGCAAUCGGUAAGGACCCUGCUUCGUGGGAGAACGCCGAGGAAUUUCGUCCCGAGAGAUUCUUGAACAACAGCAAGAAUUUCGAUUUCCGAGGGCUGGAUUUCGAGUUUAUACCGUUUGGAUCGGGGCGAAGAGGUUGUCCUGGAGUAGAUUUUGCAACCGUCACCACCGGACUUGCUCUCGCCACUCUGCUCUACCAUUUCGAUUGGGAGCUGCCCGAGGGAGUUAAAGAGGAGGAUAUGGACAUGAGUGAGUCGCCAGGGUUUUCGCUAAAGAGAAAAUCCAAGUUGAUUCUCGUCGGGAAACCUAUCGAUCACUGAUUAUACAUAUAUAUUGUAUAAGCAAUAUUCAUAUUUUCAACCUUCCUCCUCGUUCUACCAAUAUCGUGUGGGGAGGUAUUGCUAUAUAUAUAUACAUGAUAUACGCUUCCACCGGUUUGUGUCGAGCUCAGCUCAGUCAGUAUCUUACAUUAUGGCCAUUUGCUGUAACAUUAUGUUAUAAUAAUAUAUAUUCUGUGCAA
Molecule: messenger RNA, 1765 nt
Organism: Zingiber officinale
Lineage: Eukaryota; Viridiplantae; Streptophyta; Magnoliopsida; Zingiberales; Zingiberaceae
Product: cytochrome P450 71A1-like
Exons: 2
Coding region: 21-1565 (514 amino acids)
Molecular function (GO): iron ion binding; monooxygenase activity; heme binding
Source: RefSeq, a predicted model, not a curated record